Messenger RNA from Parasteatoda tepidariorum (common house spider), 1522 nucleotides. RefSeq names its product acidic mammalian chitinase. Gene Ontology annotation, biological process: chitin catabolic process; carbohydrate metabolic process. Gene Ontology annotation, cellular component: extracellular region. Lineage: Eukaryota; Metazoa; Arthropoda; Arachnida; Araneae; Theridiidae. The record is from RefSeq and is a predicted model, not a curated record. Gene Ontology annotation, molecular function: chitin binding; chitinase activity.
CCGGUAUAAUGAGUAGGCCAGGGGCGGUCCCACUCUGGAGGCCUAAUAUCGUGUCCCGUUGCAUCUUUCGACACAUUGAUAGCUAGGUCAUUGGGGUGCGACAACCGUCCUUCUACAGACUUCACAAGAGAUGGUGUCAUCGUAUUUCUAUAGAGCUGUAGCUCUCAUGCUAACAGUCGGAGCACUUUCCAAAGUUCAGAAAUAUGACAAAAGAGAAAACGAAAGAGCAGAGAAAUUAGCAAAGUUGAUAGAAUAUGAUGACAAAAGUAAAGAAAAGGCGACCAGUCAAAAAAUCGUUUGCUAUUACAGAGCAGAAAGAAACACCACAAGACGUCUUCAACCAGAAGAUAUAGAUCCGAAUUUAUGCACUCAUUUGAUAGUCGGUUUUGCAGAGGUUCGAUAUGAUUUCGCGCUACCAAAAACCAUUCAAGAUCUCGAAUGCUUCAACCGAACAGUUACUUUGAAAAAGAAAAAUGCAAAAAUGAAAGUUAUGCUUUCUAUAGGAGGAAAAUCAAAUGGCGGUUUCUCUCGAAUGGUAGCUACGAAAUAUGGAAGAGAAAAGUUUAUAUUUUCUCUUUUGCAUUUCCUGGACAAAUACAAAUUUGAUGGAGUUGACUUUGACUGGGAAUUUCCUGGGUGGAAUGGUGCUAGUCCUUUAGAAAGAUUUUUUUUCAACAUACUUCUAAAGGAGCUACAAUUUGUUAUAGAAAAAGCGAAGAGAAAUUUUCUAAUCAGUUGCGCAGUAGCAGCACAUGUAGCCAUUAUUGACACCUCAUACAAUGUACCAGAAAUGGCAAAAGUUGUGGAUUUUAUAAAUCUCAUGUCUUACGAUUUCCAGUUGUAUAAUCCAGCAUAUCCUAUGACAGCUCAUCAUAGUCCUCUGUUUUCUAAAAACAGCGAAAAAAAUACGAACUAUUAUUUAAAUGCGGCAUGGGCUGCAGGAUUUUGGGAAGCUAGAGGCAUGCCGCGAAAGAAAAUAAUGAUUGGCAUACCAACGCAUGCUCGGUCAUACUACUUACAUUCUCCUUAUUGGAACACUAUCAGUGUUCCAGCAAAAGGUCCUGGAAUCGGAAAAGGAAAGCUCACAUAUCCUCAGGUUUGCAAUUUUCUUAAAAAGGGAGCAAGGCAAAUAUUUGAUCUAUCAACGAAAGUUCCAUUUGCCCACUUAGGACACGAUUGGAUAGCUUUUGACAAUGAUCACAGUAUUUCGUUUAAGAGUCAAUGGGUAAAAGAAGAAGGAUAUGGAGGAGUCAUGAUCUUCAACUUGAAUAAUGAUGAUUGGAGUGGUAGUUGUGAUAACUCAACAAAGUUUCCUUUGACUCGAGCUGCUUUUAAAAGUUUGACAUAAUUUAUGAAGAAAUGAGUAAACAGACAGAACAAUGGACAUACAUGCAUAGAAUCUCACCACGAAAUUAUUUAUUUCAUAAUUCAUAGACUUGUAACAACAUUUAUUGUUAGUAGCCAUUUGUUGAAAGAGUAGCAUAUCUAGUCAAAUCAAGAAAGGCAUGUAAAAAAAUUUAGA